CUGACGGCCUACAUGCGCCUGCCGAGCGCGCAGUACGCGCUGCUGGAUUUGCCCUACGGCGCGUCGCUCGAGCGGCUCGAGGGCGAGAAUUUCCUCCUCAAGGUGCCGACGGUCAAGUUCUUCUUCCUGAGCGUCGAGCCCAACGUCUUCGCGACGGUCGAGAGCCGCGAGGACAGCGUCGUCGUCAAGAGCGACCGCUGCACGCUGCUCGGGAGCGACGCGCUCAUCGAGCGCAUCGGCCUCAACGACGCGUUCGAGUUCGCCGUGACGGCGACGAUGACCUGGACCGACGGCGACGCGCGGAGCAUCGACUGCGACUGCACGCUCGCCGUCGACGUCGCGCCGCCGGGGCCCUUCCGCGCGAUGCCGCGCGGCCUGCUGCAGACGACGGGCAACGCGGUCAUGCGCGUCGCCACGGACCAGGUCCUCCGCGGCUUCCUCCGGACGCUCAUCCGCGACUACGACGCCUGGGGCUCC
Aureococcus anophagefferens is the source of this 477-nucleotide messenger RNA. RefSeq lists its product as hypothetical. The annotation marks the transcript as partial. NCBI's taxonomy places the organism in Eukaryota, Pelagophyceae, Pelagomonadales, Pelagomonadaceae. The transcript has a single exon. The record is from RefSeq and is a predicted model, not a curated record.